Molecule: messenger RNA, 4016 nt
Organism: Mizuhopecten yessoensis (Yesso scallop)
Lineage: Eukaryota; Metazoa; Mollusca; Bivalvia; Pectinida; Pectinidae
Product: ubiquitin carboxyl-terminal hydrolase 48-like
Exons: 2
Coding region: 116-3385 (1089 amino acids)
Biological process (GO): protein deubiquitination
Cellular component (GO): nucleus; cytosol
Molecular function (GO): protein binding; cysteine-type endopeptidase activity; cysteine-type deubiquitinase activity
Source: RefSeq, a predicted model, not a curated record
UCAGUUCAAGGGAAGUAAAUAUGAACGGGAGAGGCGGGAAGUUGUUACCUUGUCCCCAAACACCAGUUUAGCAGAUGCACAGAUGUUCACUUGAAUAUUGGACAUAACUUCGAAGAUGCCCCCUAAGCAGCAGUUAGACAAGGCUGCCUGGCAAUGGGCAGAGACCGUCAACCCGGAGGAUGUUAGCCAGGAACAUGUGGAGAUUGCUUACAGAUUUAACCUCAAACGGUGCAAGGCCCAGAUCUGCAAGAGAAACUGUAAAGGGAACCCACACUGCCUAAACUGUAUUGGUGAGAGAGUAUGGUUUGGAGAAAUCGACGAAAACAGUUGGCAUGACAUAGAGGAUCCAAAUUCAGAACGACGGGAAGAUGGCAUGUUUGUGGGGUUAAAAAACUUAGGAGCUACUUGUUAUGUGAACACUUUCCUACAGUUGUGGUUUCACAACAAGACAGUUCGACAGGCUUUGUAUAGAUACAGAGAGAUCGGACUUGACCAGGUCAAUAUCACCGAGGACAGUUGGGCUCCCAGUAGUAUAGGUGGUCAUCUACAGUUGUUAUUUGCCUUACUAGAGCAUUCUGAGCGUCAGUUCAUAGAUCCAAAAGUGUUCAUUGAGCAUCUAGGUUUAGAUGCUGGCCUUCAGCAGGAUGCACAGGAAUUCUCCAAGCUUUUCCUGAACCUCUUAGAGGACUCUCUGUCCCAGCAGCUGGAUCCCACUGUCAGGUUUGUCAUACAGAACCAGUUUUGUGGAGAGUAUGCAUAUGUUACAACCUGUAGCCAGUGUGGAAAUUCUUCUCAGUGCCCCUCUAAGUUCUAUGAGCUGGACCUAAGCAUUAGAGGACACAAAACUCUAGAGGACUCUCUCAAGGACUUCCUAAAAGAGGAAAAACUUGAAGGCGACAACCAAUACAUGUGUUCAGUGUGUUCCAAAAAGCAAAAUGCCAUUCGCACUAUACAGCUUCAGAACCUUCCUCCCGUCCUUAAUCUACAGCUGCUGAGAUUUGUGUUUGACAAAAAAACAGGACACAAGAAAAAACUCAAUAGCUUCAUUCAAUUUCCUGAGGUGUUGGACAUGUCCAAAUUUAUUGUCAAGAAACCUAAAAUUGUGAAAGAGAAUGAGAUAGAAAUCAUAGAUAUUGACCCUGUUGAUGAUGAUAUGGAAGGCAAUGCCCUGUACAAUCUAACAGCGGUGCUUAUUCAUAGGGGCCCCACUGCCUAUAGUGGCCACUACAUCGCCCACAUCAAGGACAUGAACUCGAAGACCUGGUACAAAUACAAUGAUGAGGAAAUAGAGAAAAUGAAAGGGUCAAACCUGCACCUUGGUACUGAAGAUGACCCUCAAGAAGGUCAAGGUAAGCAGAAAGGCCGGAUCCCUAAAGGAAGUCAUGGGUCCAAGAAUGCCUACAUGUUGGUCUAUACACGUCAAAAGGAGGUGGAGAACAACUCCUACAGCAAAGAGGACAGCAUUGUAUCUAGAAGUCUAAUCCCUCAACAUAUCAAGGACUAUGUAGACAUGGACAAUGAAAAGUUUGAAAUGUGGGUUGCUGAAAUGAUGCUGAUGAGAGAUCGUAACAUUGAGACAGGAAAAGAACAACAGGAAUUGACUAAAGAAAUUUACCUGAAGCUUAUAGCAGAGGAUGUUCCUCCCAGCAAAAUGGAAUGGUUGGGGCUCAAGUGGCUCAACACGUGGUUAGAGGAGCCGUCUAAGGCCCCUGCCAUAAACAACAAGGUGUUCCUGUGUCAACACGGCAAGUUGGACCCCCACUGUGCCGUUAAACUUAAGUGCGUGAGUGCCGCUGGAGCCAACAUGUUGUUUAGUCAGUAUCAUGGGGGUCCCCGUCUCAAGGUUACAGAUUCUCUGUGCCUUACCUGUGUGAAACAGCAUUGCAACAUGAUAAGAUUAAAAAUCAAAAUGGUUGAUGAUGAGAAAUUUCUUGGUACCUCUAUGAAAGUGAACAAUAUUCAAACAAAUGUCCCAUCAUUUUGGGUUGGGAAGGCGUCACUGCGAAGCUGGAAGAGAUUAGCUAUGGAGAGGUUGGAGGGAACCAGACAUGACAAAGAGAACAGGGGUGAUGGGGUUGAAGGUCAUGAUGAAGAGGUCAAAGAGGAACAGACAGGUUCACCUAGGCAUAAUAUGGAAAACAAAGAAGUAGUAAAUGGUGAAGUUGAACACAACUUAAAAAGCUUUACAGAAGAAGCCACAACAUCGAACAAUCGCAAUGAAUCUGUGAAAGAAGACGAGGAGGAGGAAGAUGGUUCAGAUUUGAAAUUUAACUUUGAUGUUUUAUGUGAUCAUGACAAACUAGACCCUGACAUUUCAUGUCGAAAGCUUAUCCCAGAUCAUGUCUGGGACAGACUGAGGAAGUACUUUCCAGACUGUCCAGAAUUUCCGCAAGACACGCCAUCCUGUGACCUAUGCAAUAAGAUGAACAAAGAGGAACAGGAAAGCAAGGAAAUGCACAAGCUGCUAGCCACAAAGCAGAAAGCUGCACUAAGUGAACUCUUCGCCGAUAAAAAACGUCCAAUAAAUUUAAAUACUCCACAGGAAGUAAAUGUAGUUAGUGCUGCUUUUGUGGAAGAAUGGAGAAAUUUUAUUCGGGAGCCUCUGAAAAGAGAACCAGUGAAGGAGGUACUCAAUUGUACUCUCCUGUGUAACCACUUAAAGUAUCUGUACCCACCAGCAAACUCUCAUCCUGACCUGGUUGACCACGGAGGUAAGGUUGUCUAUUUGUGGCCACGAGAGUGGGAGGUGAUCUCACAAACCUUUGCUGUAGAUUACGAAAUCAGCAUUGUUAAAACCCAGGAUGAAGAUGGCACAGUGAUGGUGUUCACCUUGCCCGAGGUCUGUGUGGAUUGUGUGGAUGACAGAAUUGUGAAAGAGGAACAGGCAAAAUUUGAGUUCAAGGAUGCAACAGUGUAUGUAAGGAAAGUCCCAAAAGAUCAAAAGCUUGUGAAUACAACAGACAUGGAAAAAGAGGAUGACCCAGAUUUUGUCCAGCAAAAUACUAACAAAUCCAGGGCAAGUUUUGAAGAACCACCAGAGAAAAUGAUGAAACUUGAAGAUGGAACGAGACGUAAAAGUCAACGUCACAGAAAAUCAAGGGGUGAAAAAGAGUUGAAAGUAUCUUCAACAGACACAUUAAAAGAACUUAAGCUGCAGAUUAUGAAGCUGUUUUCUGUGCCUCCCUUUGACCAGAAUCUGACGGUGUCGGGUGUGAGUCUGAUGGACGACACUGCCACACUUGGGAGCCUAAUGGUGUCUCCUGGAGCGGUAAUCAUGCUCCAGGCUGAUGAGCCGGUGGAGGACCCUAUGGUCUUACAAGAUCUCAUCCAGGUUUCAUCUGGCCCCGAGGCUGGCUUCAAAGGGACAGGACUGUUAGGGCAUUGAUGUAUACAUGUCUUAUUAACUCUCCUUAGAAAGGCACAGAUAUGUUUUGAUUUUAAUUACUGUAGUAUUUAUUUAGAAUGGUAAACUUUUCUAUUUAACCCUUUAGUUACUUUAGUAGACUCUACAUUGCAUUGAUAUGGAUGAGUUCAUUAUGGUCUACAGUGGUGAAAGGGUUAAACCAAAAAGAAAAGAUGGACAUGAAAUUUAGACCAUAUCAUAUAUAUGUAAUUUGUAACACAUGUAUGUAUACAUGCAAUCAUUAGACCAUUUCAAAGAAAAAGUGUUUUACAGAAAUAUUACAUGUUCUCACUCUGCCUUAAAUUGAAUUUGUAUUGUUAAAUGUUGUUUCAAGUCUUAUAACAUUGUGGAAUAUAUCAACACACUGGUAUGUUUAAUGCUGUUAAUUAGUUGUUAUUGUAAAAAAAUGUACAUAUGUAAAUAUAAGAAAAAUAACCAAAGUGUGUGCCCUAGGGGGUACUUUUAUUAUAUAUACAACAGUGCUAGACCAGCUUGGGCAUAGUACUGCUAUGCAGAUAUAGAGAAGUAUGUUAUAUUAGGAUACCUUUACAUAUGUAUUGAAAAUAAUUAAAUAUAAUUUAACAUGAUUAAAUCCAAGAAAAAGUAUGACAAU